AGUGCUGUGGAGUCCUGGGAGUUGCAAGUUUGGUAAGGCAUCAACGCUAUUGGGCAAAGAAAACUCAGGAUUUUGUGAAACGACAACUCCCACAGAUCGCCCCAUUGCAGCUAAUCAAAAGUGGUGUCAAACUGCAACACCAGGCAAUGUAGAUGCCCCUGGAGCCUGCGAGAGAGAGGUCUCCCCAGCCCCUCCUCCCCUCCCUCUCCGCCCGGAGGCAGGGCUGGAGCAACGUGGCGCUGCCCAUCCGCCUCUGCGGACCGAGAAGGACGGAGGGAGUGAACUUUGGGGGAGUUGCGCAGAUUCCGGUGGAAAGUGGAAACUCCCGCUCCUGGCCCGGAUCCGGGACAGGAAUCCAGGAGGAUGCGAAUUGCCAGCCCGGUCCCCGGAAAGCCAGGCGCCGGGUGCGGAUCUCCACGGAGUCCUGUGGAAUGCGCCUCCUCCCUCUCCCUCCUCGGCGAUGGGCGGCUGAGCCUUUUGCUUGAAGCCCACGGGAGCCCUGGGACCCUCGCGCCCGCCUCUUCGCCCGAGUUCUAAACUAGAAGCACCGGCUCUCUUCCAGCCUCACCAUGGGGCAUGCACUUCUAAUCCUUCUGUUGUGCUCAACUGUCUCACUCCUUGGUGGACUAAUAUUUGGAUAUGAGCUUGGAAUUAUCUCUGGUGCCUUGUUACAGCUGCAAGUAGACUUUCAUCUUGGCUGCUUUGAACAGGAAGUCCUUGUGAGUUCUUUACUCAUUGGAGCUCUCUUGGCCUCUUUAGUCGGUGGGAUCUUCAUUGACCGACAAGGAAGACGGAAAGCAAUAUUGGCCAGCAAUGCAAUUUUGUUAUGUGGUACUCUCAUUCUGACACUAGCUGGAUCACUCCUUUGGCUGGUAUGCGGGCGAAUGAUUAUAGGCUUUGCAAUCUCUAUAUCAUCUAUGGCAUGCUGCAUCUAUGUCUCUGAAAUGGUGGCUGCCCAUCAACGAGGUGUGUUGGUUUCCCUGUACGAAGUUGGCAUCACCAUAGGUAUCUUACUUUCGUAUGCACUGAAUUACCUCUUUUCAGAAAUCAAGGAAGGUUGGCGUUACAUGUUUGGACUGGCUGUUGGUCCAGCAGUCAUUCAGUUUCUCAGCAUUCUGUUUCUCCCAAAGAAUUCUAUGAACAUUAAUGUGCACUACAGUGGGAGUCGCAAAAAUCUCAUCCAAAUUCAGAAGAAUGAAGAUGGUGGAGGUGUCAUGCCACUAUGCCCUAAGGAAAAGCAAUAUUAUUUUGUAGACCUCUUUAAGUCCAAGGACAACAUGAGGACCCGGACUCUGGUAGGGCUAGGAUUGGUGCUCUUUCAGCAGUUUACAGGGCAGCCAAAUAUCCUUUCCUAUGCUUCCACCAUUUUCCGCUCCAUGGGAUAUCAGAGUGACUCCUCCGCGGUUCUGGCUUCUGUAGGUCUUGGAGUUAUGAAGGUGCUUUCAACUCUUUUUGCCAUGGCUUUUGCAGAUAAAGCUGGUAGGAGAGUGUUAUUAAUGGCUGGCUGUAUAGUGAUGGCCUUGUCCGUGACUGUUAUUGGAUUGACCAGUUGUUCUAUUCCAAUAGAAGUGGUAAAAGAUUGUGAGGCACUUGUUGGAUCAAGCAACUCUUCUUUCAGCCCAGGUCACCUUCCCAUAAAAUCCACUUCUUCUGAGCCACUUCCAUCCUAUUUCCCACUGGCAUCAGGUGCUAGUGAAAUUCCAGUGGAAUCAACGUUUGCUCUCACAGGGUCAGCAGCUGUCCAAACACAUCCCAGUAGUGAAAAUGGAAAGAGGAUAACAACUGUUCCAUCACACACUGAGCAGACCUACCUUUUCAAUCACUCAUUUGAAGAAAAGAGACCAGGUCCCAGUUCAUCCAUCAGUGAAGCUCCUUUGAAAUAUCAUAUUCUUCUAAACUGGAUUACAUUGCUAAGCUUGAUGGCUUUUGUGAGUGCUUUUUCAAUUGGAUUUGGACCAAUGACAUGGCUCGUCCUUAGUGAAAUCUACCCAACCAACAUACGAGGAAGAGCCUUUGCCUUCUGCAACACUUUCAACUGGGCUGCCAAUCUAUUGAUCAGUUUCUCCUUCUUGGACCUCAUUGAUGCCAUAGGAUUGUCGUGGACAUUCCUUCUCUAUGGAGUAGUGGGAGUGGUGGCCAUUCUAUUUAUUUACCUUUUUGUACCAGAAACCAAGGGGCAAUCUCUAGAAGAAAUAGACAAGCAGUUCUCAAAGAAGCGAUUGCACCAAGGGAACACAUGUUGGCAAAACAUGUGGAAGAGAAGUGAAAUCCUUGCCCGAGCUCAGUAUCAAAGGGUGGACCAUUCCAGUGACUCCUGAAAAAGAAACUGUGUAUGUUGUCAUGUUGUCACUUGUGAAGAGACUCCUAUUAGUGAAACAUUUGGACACUGGUUUCUGCAGUACUGAAGUGUGAUGGAUGGCAUGCCCAAAGGGGUUAUUCUGGACUCAUGCAGGUUCGUAUAAAUGACAGAAUGCUUUUCCUGCUUUAAAUGUGUCUGUUAUAUUAUGCAUAGAAUCAAGCAUCCUGGUCUCUAGGAAAGGUUCCUCUUAAUAACAUGCUUUGAUGUCCCUGUUCAGUUCAAGAGGAGCUAUAGCCAAUGAUUCAUACAGAAGGUCUUUUUAAAAGAUAAAUAAACCAUAAAUUAUGAUAACA
This is a messenger RNA of Anolis carolinensis (green anole), 2652 nucleotides long. It is a transcript of the gene slc2a10, whose product is annotated as solute carrier family 2 member 10. The record is from RefSeq and is a predicted model, not a curated record. Lineage: Eukaryota; Metazoa; Chordata; Lepidosauria; Squamata; Anolidae. The coding region runs from base 570 to 2318 and encodes 582 amino acids. The transcript is spliced from 5 exons. Gene Ontology annotation, molecular function: symporter activity; D-glucose transmembrane transporter activity. Gene Ontology annotation, biological process: circulatory system development; D-glucose transmembrane transport. Gene Ontology annotation, cellular component: membrane.